ACGAUGACCUUGACGAUCCUCUGACGUUUCAUGUUCCACCAUCAUCAAGUCAAAAUUGAGAUGAAGUGACCACGUCCAGAACUGAUGUCGCUCUCGUCCCAGCGUCAGCUGUUCUGUUACAGGCUCACACGCCGAACUAACACGGCACGACCUUUUGAACAUCGUGCUGUUGUCAACAAUCAGAGAGCGCCCGUCUACAUUUCCCGACCGACCCCGGCCCCGCCGCCCUCCAUCAUGUCGCUGCUCACCCACGCGCUGGCGUGUCUGUUCGGCAUGGGCUCCUGGGUGGCCAUCAACGGGAUGUGGGUGGAGCUCCCCCUGGUCGUGCCCGAGAUCCCAGAGGGCUGGUACCUGCCGUCGUACCUCACCGUCCUCAUCCAGAUGGCCAACGUCGGCCCCCUCUUCGUCACCCUGAUGCACCGCUUCCGCCCGGGGGCGCUGGACGAGCGGCCGGUCAUCUACGGCAUCGUGGCGUUGGGGAUCGUCGCCACGUUCCUGCUGGCUUUCUUCUGGAGGCACACGGUGGCAAUAGGUGGCUCGUUGCACAGCGUUCCCCUGCUGGUGUUGAGCUUCCUGCUCUCCGUGGUCGACUGCACCUCCUCCGUGACCUUUUUGCCCUUCAUGAUGCGGCUGCGUCCGCAGUACCUCACCACAUACUUUGCCGGCGAGGGCCUCAGCGGCCUGGUGCCGGCGCUGGUGGCUCUGAUCCAAGGAGUCGGUGUGGUCCAGUGUCGGAACGCCUCUUUGGCCGCCGCCGCCGCCAACACAACAGCGGACGACUCCGCCGAGCUCACGGCCGUCUACCUGCCGGCCAAGUUCCCUGCCCAGGUCUUCUUCGUGCUCCUCAGCGCCAUGAUGGCCGUGUCCCUGGCGGCGUUCGUCCUGCUCAACCAUCACCCGGCCGUGGCCCGGGAGCGGAAGAGCGACCUCUACUUCAGCGGGGACCUGGGUCUGGGGAAGGGAGAGCAAGGUCUGUCGCUGCGCACCCACACGCCGGAGCAGAAGCCCAUGCUCAGUCCGCUGGAGGCGGUCAGGAGGGAACCCAGGAGCUCCUUCGGGAGGGGCACGUACAGCUGCUUGGAGGUGGCGUUCAUCUUCGUGGUGCUGGCCUGGGUCAACGCUCUGACCAAUGCGGUGCUGCCCUCCGUGCAGUCCUACUCCUGUCUGCCUUAUGGGAACAAGGCCUACCACCUAGCCGCCACCAUGGCAGCUGUCGCCAACCCAGUGGCCUGCUUCAUCGCCAUGUUAAUGCCGACACGGUCUCUCGUCUUCAUGGGUUCCUUGACCAUGUUGGGAUCUGGAUUCGGAGCCUACAUCAUGGCCAUGGCUGCUCUCAGUCCCUGUCCCCUGCUGGUCCACAGUGCGUCUGGAACCGUCGUCAUAGUUCUGGCCUGGGUCCUGUUCGUCCUGACCCUGUCCUACGUGAAGGUCACCAUCGGGGUGAUCCUGCGGGACGAGGGCCACAGCGCCCUCGUGUGGUGCGGGGCCGUCGUGCAGCUGGGCUCCAUGGUCGGCGCCGUGUCCAUGUUCCCGCUGGUCAGCGUCUACGGCCUCUUCAAGUCGGGCGACGCUUGCAACACCAAGUGUCCCGCGUAGACGCAAGAUGUGUUGACGGUGAAACGCCGCUGCGGCUCAAAACUGGAAAUUCAAAUUGCACUUACAGUUCUUUUGGUCGCACUGAACUCUGUGUCACAAGCUCUACAUGUUCCAACUGGUGUCAACAGAACUGAGACGUCGCAGGUUGUUUAUCAACGGUUAUAUGAUAUCCGACGUGUGUUCCUUGUUUUCUGCUUCACGCAGAUGUCUGUAUUCGUUGACUUACUGAACCGUGUUGUACUGCUGACAUUUUUUUUAAAUAUAUAGUUUUGAAUCCGUGAGGACUGAAUGCCCUGCGGGGUUUGUUCAGAGUUGUGUGGUUUAAUCCAAUUAACUAACUUUGACGAACUGUGUUUAAACUUUAAUGAACUGUGAUAGACCCGAUAUUAAUAACCAACAGUUUCCCUCCAUGUUACAAGAAGAAGAAGAAGGAGAAGAAGGAGAUCUACUCACCAUGUUCACAAGAGGUCAAAGCCAUUUUUACUUGAACUGCAGCGGAAAUGUGCAAAGUGUAAAUUGAAUUGACGUUGCCUUAAUAAUAUACGUGCCUUCGUUUGAGACAGAUAUGACUUUUUGCUGUUGUUGUUGUUUUGUCCUUUAACAUUGUAACUUGCUUUGUGGAUAACACUAGAGUGCAGACACUGUUCAAUAUCAUACCACAUGAAACCCUUUGGUUUUACUGCUGUGCAUUGCUGCUUUGUCUUCCAUUAAAUUAAUAGCAAAUCAA
This is a messenger RNA of Scophthalmus maximus (turbot), 2323 nucleotides long. RefSeq names its product solute carrier family 52, riboflavin transporter, member 3-B (gene slc52a3-2b). The coding region runs from base 85 to 1596 and encodes 503 amino acids. NCBI's taxonomy places the organism in Eukaryota, Metazoa, Chordata, Actinopteri, Pleuronectiformes, Scophthalmidae. Gene Ontology annotation, cellular component: plasma membrane. The record is from RefSeq and is a predicted model, not a curated record. The transcript has 4 exons. Gene Ontology annotation, biological process: riboflavin transport. Gene Ontology annotation, molecular function: riboflavin transmembrane transporter activity.